CUUAGCUGGCCUGUAGAUCUCUAGAGGAAAUGAAGCUGCAGAGAGCAAAGCCAGCAGCGGGAGGCAGCAGUCCCGGUGCCCAGCUUGGUCUAAGAGGCAUUGAAAUUCCAGGGCCGAAGUCCUGAGACAAAGAUCAUAAUGAGACAGGAAGGUGGCAUAGGAAGGAGCCCAUUUGCAUGACAAUAAUUGAGCCAAGAAUAGCAAGCUAGAGGGAUGCAAGGGUGAGGCUGGCAGCUGAGCUGGGCUAAACCUCACAAAUCAGUCUACCCAGCUCUGCUCUGCAGGGGAGGCGGAGGCUGAGCCCUGUGCCAGGCUUUUGGGAGGGAAAGAAAGACAAGGACACAGGCACCCGGGGAUUGUGGGAACUUUGGCCAAGCUGAACUUUGCCUUCCUCCUCCUCCUCUGGCCUGGGAGGUGCCUUUGUUUGCUUUGUCCCCAUGGGCUUUGUGGCUGGAGGGCUAAGCGGAUAUCAUGACUGCUCAGAAAGGUCUCUGGGAUGCUAUUGUGAUCGGAGCAGGCAUCCAAGGCUGCUUCACUGCAUACCACCUGGCCAAACACUCGAAGAAGGUCCUCCUGCUGGAGCAGUUCUUUCUUCCGCAUUCCCGAGGAAGCUCACAUGGACAGAGCCGCAUAAUCAGAAAGGCUUAUCCAGAGGACUUCUACACCAGGAUGAUGGAUGAAUGCUAUCAGACGUGGGCCCAGCUGGAGCAUGAGACUGGAGCCCAAUUGCACAGGCAGACUGAGCUCUUGUUGCUGGGGAUGAAGGACAAUCCAGAAUUAAAGACAAUCCAGGCCACUCUGUCCAGGCAGGGGAUUGACCAUGGGUGCCUUUCAUCAGAGGAUUUAAAGCAACGCUUCCCGAACAUUCAGUUCACCAGGGGAGAAGUGGGGCUGUUGGACAAGACUGGAGGUGUCCUCUAUGCAGACAAGGCUCUCAGAGCCCUCCAGCAUGUAAUUUGCCAGCUAGGAGGCACGGUGUGUGAUGGAGAGAAGGUAGUGGAGAUAAGACCUGGCCUACCUGUCACAGUGAAAACCACCUUGAAGAGCUAUCAAGCCAACAGCUUGGUCAUCACUGCUGGUCCCUGGACCAACCAGAUUCUCCGUCCCCUGGGAAUUGAGUUGCCUCUCCAGACCCUUAGGAUUAACGUGUGUUACUAUCGAGAGAAGGUGCCUGGGAGCUAUAGCGUAUCACAGGCUUUCCCGUGUAUUCUGAGUCUGGACCUGGCCCCCCACCACAUCUACGGACUUCCAGCAUCAGAGUACCCAGGGCUGAUGAAGGUCUGCUAUCACCAUGGUGACAGUGUGGACCCAGAGGAGCGGGACUGCCCCACAACCUUCUCAGACAUCCAAGAUGUUCAGAUUCUACGCCACUUUGUCAGAGAUCACUUACCAGGCCUUCGGCCCGAGCCAGACAUCAUGGAGCGCUGCAUGUACACAAAUACGCCUGAUAAGCACUUCAUUCUUGAUUGCCACCCGAAGUAUGACAACAUUGUCAUCGGUGCUGGAUUCUCUGGGCAUGGAUUCAAGUUGGCCCCUGUUGUGGGGAAGAUCCUCUAUGAGCUAAGCAUGAAAGUAGCACCAUCCUAUGACUUGGCACCAUUUCGAAUGAGCCGCUUCUCUACACUGAGCAAAGCCCACCUUUGACCACAGCUGACUCUCUCCUGGGGAGGAGAACCCUCAUGGGGAAGACGUCUAGGAGAAGGAAGUAGCCAUGGCAUGUCUCCUGUCCUUCUGCUUCUAUGGAAUCUCCUGUAAACACCAAAUAAUUGAUCCUCUGUUCCCAGUCACUCUCCUGAGUCCAUCUCUUUUCCCAUCCCCAGAAAGUCAGCCAGAGACUCACCCUCACAAAACAGCAAGGAGCUUAAAGAUGGAGGUCUCAAUGGGGGAGGGGCUCAAGAUAGCUCAAUAGACUAAGGGGAUCCUUAAAUUUCUUUUUGCUGGGACAAUGGAUAAACUUGAGCAUGGUCUGACUAAAUCUGCCUAGGUGAUGUAAAAAUGAUUUUUUAUUUUUUAUUUUUCAAGACAGGGUUUCUCUGUGUGUAGCUCUGGCUGUCCUAGAGCUCACUCUGUAGACUAGCUGGCCUUGAACUCAGAGAAAUCCACCUGCCUUUGCCUCCCGAGUGCUGGGAUUAAAGCCAUGUGCCACCACCACCCGGCUAAAAAUGAUUAUCUUUUAUAAACUGCUAGAGUCUUUGGGAUUUCUUUGCUGAGAGUUUGAGCCAGUUGCCAUCACCAAUUCACAUAAAAUCUCACCUCUAAUAAAUAAACAUUUGCCAGGAAAAAAAUAUUGCUGAAAAAAUUAAAAAGCUACAUUGC
Cricetulus griseus (Chinese hamster) is the source of this 2316-nucleotide messenger RNA. The record is from RefSeq and is a predicted model, not a curated record. Lineage: Eukaryota; Metazoa; Chordata; Mammalia; Rodentia; Cricetidae.